GAAGAUCCUGUGGGUCUAUGAUGGCGUCACCCGGAGCGUGAGUUGUUCCACGAGGAUAUUGAAGACAAUGGCUAAGAACAAACUAAGAGGGCAGGAGUCCAGGAAUGUAUUUCAUAUAGCCAGCCAAAAAAACUUUAAGUCUAAAAACAAAGCAAAACCAGUUACCACUAACCUUAAGAAGAUUUCCUCAGCAGGUCAUGAAAACGAACCAGUUAAUGUUGAUGAAGCGACAAGAUUAAGGCUCAGUUGUAAUACACUGGAGAUACAUCAAAUACCCCAAAAAGACCAAUAA
Molecule: messenger RNA, 292 nt
Organism: Lontra canadensis (Northern American river otter)
Lineage: Eukaryota; Metazoa; Chordata; Mammalia; Carnivora; Mustelidae
Product: ribosomal biogenesis factor-like
Exons: 2
Coding region: 68-292 (74 amino acids)
Biological process (GO): ribosome biogenesis
Cellular component (GO): nucleolus
Source: RefSeq, a predicted model, not a curated record